Heterobilharzia americana is the source of this 2615-nucleotide messenger RNA. Lineage: Eukaryota; Metazoa; Platyhelminthes; Trematoda; Strigeidida; Schistosomatidae. The record is from the annotation of a GenBank genome assembly.
GGGAAUUGCAACUGGUGCGGUACAUCGUUUGCACGUUGGUAUGCUGGUAUCUCAGGAAAAUGUCGAUGAGUAUGACUUUGACUCCUCAGAUGAAGAAGAUGUGAGAAAUACAGUUGGAAACAUACCUCUGCAGUGGUAUGAUUCCCUGGGCCAUAUCGGAUAUGAUACUUCUGGUAGACCGAUCAUGAAACCAGAUGUUUACAGUGGAAAAUCUGAUGCUAUUGAUGAGUUUCUGCGUAAAACUGAUACCGUGGGUGGUGAGUCAGGCGUAGAAUGGCGUUCCGUACGCGAUCCACUGACAGGGCAGUUAGUGGUGUUAAGUGAUCGUGACUUGGAGAUCGUUCAUAAGACAGUCAAGGGCGAAGGCGUAACAGUUGAUUCUAAAGAAGAACUUUUCAAGGAGUGGGAAGAAUGGUUUACUAGGGAUGUUAUGCAAAUGCCUCUUACAGCUCAUCCUCCACAAAAGAGAAGCUUUAUUCCGUCUCUUCUGGAUAAAAGACGUGUUGGUAGGAUGGUUCACGCCAUUAAAAAUGGUUGGCUAGUUCCAAAAUUACCAUCAUGGGCAUUAAGUGAUCCAAACAAUCCAGAAGAACUUCAGAGAUACGCAGCUUACAUGACUUCAGGAAAUCCAGACGUGCUAGAUGCGGAUUAUGAUGAAGAACCUCUGAGUUUUAGUUCGUUUGAUAUAUCAUCAUAUGUUUUUCCGGAUGUCUGGAACGAUCAAGACAAUGAAAGCAAUCAAUUAGAUACACCAACGGACUCAUGGCGAUCAAAGCUACCAAUGCUUGCUUCAGACUAUCGACCACAGAGACCACGUCCAUACCAAAAGGCUGCAGAAGAACCUCUGCCCGGCCAUAUAGCUUCUUAUAAUCCGCCUCCGGAAUUUAUACUUUCAAAAGACGAAGAGAAAAAAGUUAUGAAAGCUUGGCGAGAACGAGUCCAAGAUGGACAUGUUUCACGUGUUCCCCCGCAAAUGCCUCGCAAGUUUUCAUGCUUAAGACAUGUACCGUUUUCUGAACGUUAUCUUCGUGAGCGUGAAGAACGUGUCAAAGACUUGAUUAUGGCUACACGUUUUGAAAAACAACGAGUUUCAACAACUCCUGACGCUAUGCUACCGCCUAUACCGAGUCUUUCACAGUUGCGACCGUAUCCAAGUCAUAUGGGUUUGCAAUACAGUGGUCAUUCAGGACGUGUGACUGCGCUAUCAGUUUCACCGUGUGGACAAUGGCUUGCAAGCAUAUCUCCUUCGGAUGGUUAUUUACGUGUUUGGGAGACUUCAACAAAUUAUUGCUUCCGAGUUUAUCGUCUUACCACUCCAUGUGCAAGAGAAAAGCCGAAAUCAAAGAAGGAGAUUAUCGCUACAUCAAAGUCUAGUCAUAUAGACUUGGCAUUAGAUCCUGAGGAAGCGGGUCAACCUAGUGAUGAUGAAGAAAGCUGGUCUCCAUCUUCUCCUUCAGCUACUGUCGCCUGGAAUCCCAAUCCUGAGUUGCAUCUUUUGGCUGCAGCAAUUGGUACGCAACUGUUCAUAAUUAAUCCAGCUUUGGGUGAUCGUGUUCGUGUUUCGCACACUGAAACAAAUCUCUUACAGUGGUGGUCAAAUAUGAAUGCUAAUUCUGAUGAUAUAACUGUUCUGACGGAUAAUGGAGAUUUGAUUUCUGAAGAAGCUGAGAAAGAUGUGCCAACAAAACGAUUUCGAUCUGAUGGUACCAUGGAAGUUGAUGGUGAUGAUGAAACUGAAGUUGACGUGAAAUCUAAGGCUAAAUGGACAAUUAAAAUACCGCCUCAGAAUACUGGCAAGGUGGCUACAUGCAAAACACUUGAACGUCAUCGGAUAAUUAUCACUGUGACUGAUCCUAUAGUUAGUUUGGACUGGCAUCCGAAAGGUGAUUAUCUUCUCACUCUAUCUCGUCCACUUCUUUCAUCUCUUAUUCGUUCACGAUCAGCUAAACGAUUAUUACUUCAUCGAUUAUCUAAAAUGUCUAGUCAAGCUCCAUUCUCUGAUACUGGUCGACCUGUGGAAUGGAAACAGGCAGCUUUUCAUCCAACUGGUAAACCACAUCUAUUUGUUGCUAGUGCACGAGCAGUACAUGUAUAUGAUCUAGUUGAACAAAAGGAGUUGCGUUGUUUACGAUUGGAGAGUUCAUCGAAUUUUGUCAGUUCAAUGGCUUUGCAUCCAUCAGGUGAACAUUUAGUUGUUGGUACUUAUGAUAGUCGUUUCAAUUGGUUCGAUAUUGAAUUGGGUAGUGUUCCUUUCAAAAAGCUACAGCUUAAUCAUGGUUCUAUUCGACAGUUAUCAGUUCAUCUUCGUCGUCCAUUGGUUUCUGUUGCACUGAGUGAUGGUACACUUCUUAUCAUUUAUGGGAAGGUAAUCGAUGAUCUCUUGUCAAAGCCAAUUGUAAUUCCUGUUCAACUGAUUCGUACUGGACAACCGACUAAUCAGUCGAAUGUAUUCGCCACUGUCUUUCAUCCACGUCAACCGCAUGUGUAUAGUGGCGGAGAAGAUGGAAGUGUUAGACAGUUUGUUGCAUGGAAAUGAUUCAUUAUUUAUAUGUAAUUAUUUUUUUCAUAAUAACCUGUGUAGAGGUAUUAAAAUUGUAUAUAAAUAAACAUUAUAU